GUAGAGCUCGCCUUGGUGGCGUCCUUAAGAUUGGCGAUUUAAGUUUGUGUUAUCAUUUAUCCGGCCGUCUCCCUCUAUUUGAAUCUUUCUCAAGAUCAAAAAAGAAAAACAAAAGAAAGAAAAAACCUCGACCGGUACGGCAAUUCAGUCUCGUCCUUGCCCUUGUCAACAGUGUUUUUAUCAUAUCAGCCCAAGGAUGUGUUUUUUCCUUGUAACAGCGAUAAACGGGGCUUUUUAUUUUAUUAUGUCCUAAAUCGAAAGUGUUCCUCACCCUGGGAACAUGGUUUAUCACAAGCCGAGAUCCGUUUUGAAAGUUUCCUCAGAGGGUGGUUCAAAUUAAUCUUUUCAGGAUAUGAUUUCAAAUAUCUCAAAGAGAUGCUGUUCUCACACUGCCGUAAGUACGAUAAAGAGAGUCCUAGUCGUAAAGAAAAGGUCCAGAUAUUCCCUGGAGAAGGGCCAAUACCCUGGCAUAACGGAUGCACAGUUGGAUAAGAUCCUGAAGAAGCGAGGAUCCGAUGUCGAGAUGCUGCUUUUAACACAUAAAACGCACACUUGCAACACUCAGGAUCUAUUGAAUUCGUUUAUUUCCGCUGGAUUCCAUGUGGACGUUGUUGACAGGACGAAGCUGGAGGAAGAUGCAAUCGAAUGGGCGGAUUUGGUAGUGGCUGCUGGUGGUGACGGCACUUUUCUGAUGAGCUCGAGUAAAAUCAAGACGAGGGACAAGUCGAUCGUCGGUUUCAACACAGACCCCUGCAGAUCGACUGGCUACCUCUGUGUGAAUGGAAGAAAGGGUUUAAAUUGUUCAGCAAUUAUUUCACGAAUUAAAAAAGAGGACUACAAUUAUUUGUUUAGGACGAGAAUACAGGUAAAACUGACUGGCCUCAGGGCUAAUGAAGAUGCAGUGGAGUUGGACCAAUGCCCACAACCAAUUUUUUACAGAAGUCCAGGAAGUCGGGAAUGGAAGGCUAAUGAAAAUUCCAAGGUGGAGACUCGAGUCCUCCCUUUUCUGGCUUUAAAUGAGGUUUUCAUCGGUGAAAGCCUUUCGUCUCAGGUAUCACACCUUGUGCUGGAUGUCCCUGGAGUCGAGAGGACAAAGGUCAAGUGUUCUGGGCUAUGUGUCUCAACAGGCACCGGCUCCACGAGUUGGCAUAUGUCUAUAAAUAGACUCACCAAGGCAAAAGUGCACAAACUUUUAGAAAUAGCUGGGAUUGAUAAGACACCACAGGAGAUUGAGAAAAUAUCUAAUGACUUUAAUGCAUCCCUUAGGUUUUCACCCGAUGAUCCUCGCUUGUUUUACACUCUUCGAGAUCUCAUUCGUGCUGGCGUUUGGCCUGAUCCUCCUGGGCUUCCAUCAGGCGCAUUUACACCAUCGCUUGUUGUGACGUCAAAGUGCUUUUCUGCCAACCUCGUUCUUGAUGGCUCCAAAGCGUAUGCAUUUAACGAUGGCACAGUCGCUGAAAUGGAAAGCCGGCCGGAAAACAUGCUGAGGACCCUUUUUUUCCCUUGAGCAAAACUGUUUCAAGCAUCUUCACUAACAUUGUUGAGACUGAUUUUUAUUUCUUUUAUCGAUGAAUAGCAAAUGCAUAACACUGCACUGAUGUAAUGAUGCUAUUGCAUAUACAAGCAUUGUAAAUAUAAAAAAAACUUUUUCGUAUAAAUUUUAUUGUAGAGAUGUAUAUUUUGAAGGAAAGUGAAAUAAAGAAAGAACUGUUUUAAAUUA
Cimex lectularius (bed bug) is the source of this 1720-nucleotide messenger RNA. RefSeq names its product NAD kinase 2, mitochondrial (gene Nadk2). Gene Ontology annotation, cellular component: mitochondrion. The record is from RefSeq and is a predicted model, not a curated record. Lineage: Eukaryota; Metazoa; Arthropoda; Insecta; Hemiptera; Cimicidae. The transcript is spliced from 8 exons. Bases 353 to 1507 code for a protein of 384 amino acids. Gene Ontology annotation, biological process: NAD+ metabolic process. Gene Ontology annotation, molecular function: NAD+ kinase activity.